This is a messenger RNA of Zeugodacus cucurbitae (melon fly), 858 nucleotides long. It is a transcript of the gene eIF3k, whose product is annotated as eukaryotic translation initiation factor 3 subunit K. The record is from RefSeq and is a predicted model, not a curated record. The transcript has 3 exons. Bases 114 to 779 code for a protein of 221 amino acids. Gene Ontology annotation, molecular function: ribosome binding; translation initiation factor activity. Gene Ontology annotation, biological process: regulation of translational initiation. Gene Ontology annotation, cellular component: eukaryotic translation initiation factor 3 complex; cytoplasm. NCBI's taxonomy places the organism in Eukaryota, Metazoa, Arthropoda, Insecta, Diptera, Tephritidae.
UCCAGCGCUCUCACUCCCUUUUUGAACGUCAACUUGCGAAUUCUGUUUGCGUCGCACUGCUGGAUUAUUAUUUUUCCAUAUUAAAUUAUUAAAAAUUCGUCUAUUAAUCGAGAAUGUCGCAUAUGGUUAAAAUGGAAAACGGCCAAAGUCAAACCAUACAAGAAAUGUUAGGAUGCAUUGAACGGUACAACCCGGAUCAUCUUAAAACUCUGGAAGCUUAUGUCGAAGAUCAAGCUAAAAAUAAUACCUACGAUCUGGAAGCAAAUCUGGCAGUGCUCAAGCUUUACCAGUUCAACCCACAUAUGCUGAACUUCGAUAUCACAUACACAAUACUGCUGAAGUGUUUGACAAACCUGCCACAUACAGAUUUUGUUAUGGCCAAAUGUUUAUUGUUGCCACAACAGAUGAAGGAUGGCACCGUCCAGACCAUAAUCGAUUUGGCCGAUAUAUUGGAGCGCACAGAUUUCACAUUGUUUUGGCAGCGUGCUGAAGUAAACCGCUCGCUGUUUCGCCACAUUUCUGGUUUCCAUGAUUCCAUACGUAAAUUCGUAUGUCACGUUGUUGGAAUCACCUUCCAAACUAUCAGGAAAGAUUUGUUAAAGGAACUGCUCGGAGGAGUUGAGGAUUCCACACUUGAGCAGUGGAUAAAGAAGUAUGGCUGGAAACAUCAAGGAAACUUAAUUAUAAUUGCUGUUCAAGAUGAGAAAAUCAAGACGAAAAAUAUAACCGAAAAGAUUGAGUUCGAUAACUUGGGUGGAUUGAUGGCUCAAUGCUUGUAAUAACAUAAAUUUAAUUCUGUUUCCACAUAUGUAAUUAUACUUUAUGAGAACGAAAUAUAAAGUAAAAUUUAUAAGAACA